This is a messenger RNA of Striga asiatica, 426 nucleotides long. The record is from the annotation of a GenBank genome assembly. Lineage: Eukaryota; Viridiplantae; Streptophyta; Magnoliopsida; Lamiales; Orobanchaceae.
AUGGAGAUUAUACAACAUCAUAGGUCAACUACUGUUAGCAUAUUUGGGAUGAUUUCAUCUGAAAGCACAAUCAAAAUAGAAAAACAACAAAUCUCAGAAAAGAGCUCAGCCACCAAACCCGUAGAGAGUACGGCCCUGCCUCUUGAGAGCAUAGACCACAUCCAUGGCGGUCACAGUCUUCCUCCUAGCGUGCUCGGUGUACGUCACAGCAUCUCUGAUGACGUUCUCAAGGAAUAUCUUGAGGACCCCCCUCGUCUCCUCGUAGAUCAGCCCGCUGAUCCUCUUGACUCCGCCUCUCCUUGCCAGGCGACGGAUCGCCGGCUUCGUGAUGCCCUGGAUGUUGUCCCGGAGAACCUUGCGGUGCCUCUUUGCUCCGCCCUUGCCCAGCCCCUUGCCUCCCUUGCCACGGCCAGACAUUUUCAGUAG